Messenger RNA from Cynocephalus volans (Philippine flying lemur), 763 nucleotides. It is a transcript of the gene SUPT4H1, whose product is annotated as SPT4 homolog, DSIF elongation factor subunit. The transcript is spliced from 5 exons. Lineage: Eukaryota; Metazoa; Chordata; Mammalia; Dermoptera; Cynocephalidae. The record is from RefSeq and is a predicted model, not a curated record. Gene Ontology annotation, biological process: regulation of transcription elongation by RNA polymerase II; transcription elongation-coupled chromatin remodeling. Bases 67 to 438 code for a protein of 123 amino acids. Gene Ontology annotation, cellular component: nucleus; DSIF complex. Gene Ontology annotation, molecular function: zinc ion binding; RNA polymerase II complex binding.
GUUUACUUCCUGCGGGCGAAGAGAUUGGGGUAGGAUCACUUGCUGUUGUUCUUCCAAUCGGAGAGGAUGGCCUUGGAGACGGUGCCGAAGGACCUGCGGCAUCUGCGGGCUUGUUUGCUGUGUUCCUUGGUCAAGGUGUCCGUCGGGGACCUUACUAUAGACCAGUUUGAAUAUGACGGUUGUGACAAUUGUGAUGCAUAUUUACUGAUGAAGGGUAACCGAGAGAUGGUAUAUGAUUGCACCAGCUCUUCCUUUGAUGGAAUCAUUGCAAUGAUGAGUCCAGAGGACAGCUGGGUCUCUAAGUGGCAGCGAGUCAGUAACUUUAAGCCAGGUGUGUAUGCGGUGUCAGUCACUGGUCGCCUGCCCCAAGGAAUCGUGCGGGAGCUGAAAAGUCGAGGAGUGGCCUACAAAUCCAGAGACACAGCUAUAAAGACCUAGCAAGAUAAGAUGCAGGGCUGCCAGCAUCUUUGCUGUCCACUGCCCGCCUCUGCUUAGUUUUGUUGUGGAACUAAAUGGACAGAACGUCAAAUACUCUCCACCUCCAACUCCAAGACUCAACAACAGUAGCACAUCAUGUUCCUGGGCCAUUUUACCAUCUUUGGACUACUGGUGGGGGGUGAGAGGGGUUUGGGUUGGUGGAUUAACAGACUGAAUUGAGGGAAGAGUAGGAUGCUGGUUUUCCUUCUUACAGCCCAGGGCUGUGCCCUUGUCCACGGGCAGGACUCUGGGUCAAAUGACAAUAAACAUGGGCCCCUAGAAAGUU